Molecule: messenger RNA, 786 nt
Organism: Lodderomyces jiufengensis
Lineage: Eukaryota; Fungi; Ascomycota; Pichiomycetes; Serinales; Debaryomycetaceae
Product: mitochondrial 37S ribosomal protein mS42
Exons: 1
Coding region: 1-786 (261 amino acids)
Biological process (GO): superoxide metabolic process
Molecular function (GO): superoxide dismutase activity; metal ion binding
Source: RefSeq, a predicted model, not a curated record
AUGUUCAAAAGACGAAUAAAUCUACAUUGUAUAAAGAACAUACGAUCAAUACGAUUAAUUCAUACCCUUCCCAAAUUACACAAUCAUGAAAUAUGGUCAAAAGAAGGUAUACCAGGUUUAUUAUCAUCAAAAGGUUAUAAUACAUCAUGGACAGAUUAUCAAAAUUAUUUAUUAACAAAAUUAACAUUAUUAACUAAUGGAACAUUAAAUGAAACUAAAACACCUUAUGAAAUAUUAUUAAAUACUGCCAAACAAACAACUCAACAACAUACAUUCCAUUAUGCAUCAAUGUCUCAUAUGAAUCAUUUUUUUUUCCAACAAUUAACAACUUUAGAAGAAUCAAAAUUAACUAAACCUUCAAGAUUUUUAAUGGAAAAAUUAAUGCAUCAAGAUAUCUUGGAUAUUAAUAGUUUAAGAAACAAGAUUCUUCAUAUGGCUGAAAAUUCUUAUGGACAAGGUUGGAUUUAUUUAGUUGAAGAUAAAAAUAAAAAUUUAAAUUUUUUACAAUGUUAUAAUGAUGGUACACCUUUUUAUUUUGGUAAAAGACAACAAUUAGAUUUAAAUGGAGGAAUAGAUGAAAUAACAUAUAAGAAUUUAAAUAAAUUAGAGAAAAGAAAUAGUUCUGAAUCAGAAGAUGAUGAAAAAUAUUUACCAAUCUUGGCUAUAAAUUAUUGGGAUUUUAUGUAUAUUGAAGAUUAUGGAGUCACUGGGAAAUCUCAAUAUUUAAAUAAUUUAUGGGAUCAUUUAAAUUGGGAUGUUAUAAAUAAAAGAUUAUUUCAAAUUUAG